Molecule: messenger RNA, 216 nt
Organism: Dioszegia hungarica
Lineage: Eukaryota; Fungi; Basidiomycota; Tremellomycetes; Tremellales; Bulleribasidiaceae
Exons: 4
Coding region: 1-216 (71 amino acids)
Source: RefSeq, a predicted model, not a curated record
AUGCCCCUUACCCUACCCGACAUCCUGCAGCGAGGCGCAGUCUUGACAUCGCUAGCAGCCUGCGGCUAUGGUGGUCUCCUCAUCGCCCAGGGAUUCUCAGUCCGAGCGAUGAGAAGAAGAGAAGAAACGCAUAAGCUUGAGCAAGAACGAUUCCAGUUUGAGGCUGCUGGCGGGCAGUUCCCACCACCGAACGCGAACGGCUCGAUGCCUUCAUAG